CCUGCAAACCUCGGCUGUGUUCAGUGUCUGAUCCUCGGCUCAGUCUGAUGUUUCUGAAACUAUAACGUGUUGUUGGAGCUGAUGAGGUUUUUACUGACAAACAGGAACAUCACAGCCCCUGUCCACAGAGGAGCGAACAGCCAAUCAGAGCAGAGAGCGGCCGGUCUCCAUGGUAACCGCGGAUCGUUUGGGGAAGGGCAGCCUCGGUGUCAAACUUCAGCUGAAGAUAAAAACAUUAACGUGUUUCUGUUUGAGGAGUCGAUGGCAGGGACGUCGAGACACGAUCGAGAGAUGGCGAUGAACGCCAAGCGUCAGCUGUCAGAGUGUCAGGACCCGGUGGAGAGGCUCAGACUGCAGUGUCUGGCCCGAGGAUCGUCUGGGAUCAAAGGUCUGGGCAGAACCUUUAAAAUAAUGGACGACAACAACAACCGCUCCCUAGACUUCAAGGAGUUUCUGAAGGGUUUAAACGACUACGGGAUCCUGAUCGAGAAAGAGGAAGCCACGGCUCUGUUUCAGCACUUUGACCGUGAUGGGAAUGGGACCAUUGACUUUGAUGAGUUUCUCAUCACUCUGAGGCCUCCCAUGUCUAAGGCCAGGAAGGAGGUGGUCAUGCAGGCAUUUCGGAAGCUGGAUAAGACUGGUGACGGGGUGAUCACUGUUGAAGACCUGAGGGGAGUUUAUAAUGCCAAGUACCACCCCAAGUACCAGAAUGGAGAGUGGACAGAGGAUCAAGUCUUCAGGACAUUUCUGGACAGCUUCGACUCUCCAUACGACAAAGAUGGAAAGGUGACCAAGGAAGAGUUUAUGAAUUAUUAUGCUGGUGUGAGUGCAUCCAUCGAUACAGAUGUCUACUUUAUUGUGAUGAUGAGAAAUGCCUGGAAACUCUGAGUUAGCGUCAUUCUGGUGACCAAAGAGGAGUUCGUCAACUAUUACUGUGGAGUCAGCGCUUCUGUUGAGAGUGACGUCUACUUUAUCCUAAUGAUGAGAAACGCCUGGAAGCUCUGAAUCAACACUCACAAUCAUGACUUCUACAUGAAUGCCACAUUAACUAUGCUAAAGGAACAUAAGGAUGCAUUUAUGAUUACCAUUAUGAUGUGUUAAGUUGAUAAGAUCUGUGGCUUUAUCAGCAGCUAGUUUCUUUCCAGAUUAAUGUAGUAUCAUGUUUUGUUUUUUUUGGGUGAUUUUGAUCAUUUUUUAAAAGUACAAUGUUAUCUUAAAGUAUAAUUCAUUGCUUUGUAGAGUCAGUAAACCUGAGAAAACAGUAUAUUCAGUUCAUAUUUUUUAAUUUUAUUGUACAAUGAUAUGCAACACGGUAGGCUUUGUUUCAAUAAACACUGAUUUAACAAUGUA
Molecule: messenger RNA, 1350 nt
Organism: Lates calcarifer (barramundi perch)
Lineage: Eukaryota; Metazoa; Chordata; Actinopteri; Centropomidae
Product: calcyphosin-like protein
Exons: 6
Coding region: 82-888 (268 amino acids)
Molecular function (GO): calcium ion binding
Source: RefSeq, a predicted model, not a curated record